ACGAGGGGCCUGCCGUGGGGGAGGGAAUGCACUUGCGCGCUGCCUUCAGCGAGGCGGUGACCGCGCCGUCCUGGAGGAAGGCUGCGAGGCGACGCGCUUGGGAAGGCAGACAUUGAGUGAAGCAGUGUACCAAGGGAACACUGAGCUGGAAGAGCAGCCAGGACCCAGUCGUCAUGGCCUCCGUGUCCACUCAGGAAAGCCAGGAGAAAAGCCCUGGUUGGCCACCACUGAACAAGAAGAGUAUGCUGUUUUGCCCAAAAUCAAAAUUGCACAUCCACAAAGGAGAGAUCGCAAAGAUCAUCCGAGAAUGUCAAGAGGAAAGUUUCUGGAAGAGAGCUCUGCCUUUUUCUCUUGUAAGCAUGCUUGUCACUCAGGGACUCGUCCACCAAGGUUAUUUAGCAGCCAACCCAAGAUUUGGGUCAUUGCCUAAAGUUGCACUUGCUGGUAUCUUGGGAUUUGGACUGGGUAAGGCCUCCUACAUUGGAGUGUGCCAGAGUAAAUUCCAUUCCUUUGAAAAUCAGCUCCGUGGGGCUGGAUUUGGUCCACACCAUAACAGGCACUGCCUGCUUACCUGUGAGGAGUGCAAAACCAGGCAUGGGCUGAGCCAGAAGGGAGACAAACAGCCAUCAGCUUCCUAAGCUUUUGAAAAUUUUUAAAUCCCUGAAUUUGAAUGCAUUAAAAAUUUCAAGUAUACUUUCAAACAUACUUCUAGUGGGUGGAAUAAGACCGUUGUGAUUGUGUCACUAUUACGCUUUCCCUAACGGGCUGUCAGUACAAUUGAGCACAUGUUUUUCUGCUCCUUGUGACAAUGUGCUGGGAGUCCUCACCCACUGAAACAGAAAUGUUGUACCCUCCCAUACUUAUGGCUAAGUAAAAGAAUUCA
This is a messenger RNA of Ochotona curzoniae (black-lipped pika), 883 nucleotides long. RefSeq names its product OCIA domain containing 2 (gene OCIAD2). Gene Ontology annotation, cellular component: mitochondrial inner membrane. The record is from RefSeq and is a predicted model, not a curated record. Lineage: Eukaryota; Metazoa; Chordata; Mammalia; Lagomorpha; Ochotonidae. Bases 174 to 638 code for a protein of 154 amino acids. The transcript has 7 exons.